Molecule: messenger RNA, 1790 nt
Organism: Tarenaya hassleriana
Lineage: Eukaryota; Viridiplantae; Streptophyta; Magnoliopsida; Brassicales; Cleomaceae
Product: NAC domain-containing protein 62-like
Exons: 6
Coding region: 215-1609 (464 amino acids)
Biological process (GO): regulation of DNA-templated transcription
Molecular function (GO): DNA binding
Source: RefSeq, a predicted model, not a curated record
CGUCACUCUUUCGCAGACUUAAAAGAAAAAAAAGUUCACAUCUUCUUGGCUACGUUUUUUUUUAAACAGACUCGAAUCUGGGUGUUUUUUUCCCAUCUGAUACACUGAAUCGCAUAUUUGAUCGAAUUUAGGGUUCCCUUUUCUAUUUCGUUUUCGGAGACUGGAAUCUGGGAUUUCCUUCCGAUUCCUCGAAAUCGCGUAUUUGAACCAGAACAUGGAAGACUUAUUGCUGGAUUCACUUCCGGUGGGCUUGAGAUUCCGACCAACGGACGAGGAACUGGUCCGGUACUAUCUCCGUCUUAAGAUCAACGGCCACGACGACGACGUCAGAAUCAUCCGAGAGGUCGAUAUCUGCAAAUGGGAGCCCUGGGACUUGCCUGAUUUGUCUGUUGUGAAGACAAAAGACUCAGAGUGGCUCUUCUUCUGUCCGUUGGAUCGGAAGUACCCAAACGGAAGUAGAAUGAACCGUGCUACGGUUGCUGGUUACUGGAAGGCGACGGGAAAGGACCGAAAUGUGAAAUCCGUUAAGAAUUCCAUCAUCGGCGUUAAGAGAACCCUGGUGUUCUACACGGGCCGAGCCCCGAAAGGGACAAGAACCUGCUGGGUUAUGCACGAGUAUCGUGCCACCGAGAAGGAUCUAGAUGGCAUGAAACCUGGUCAGAGUCCAUUCGUCAUAUGCAAACUGUUCAAGAAACAAGACGAGAACCCGACAGCAGAGGAUUCGAAGUCUGAUGAAGUUGAGACCCUUGUUUCGUCUCCGGCCAUUGCAAAAUCUUCCGCUGAUGAGUCGAAGUCCGAUGAAUCUCGAGCCUUAGAAACAUGUGAAAGAAAGCCCUUCGAGGUCUCGGAAUCUUCCCUUGUAGCGAUUGCAGAGUGUCACAGUGACCAAAGUGACACUUGCGACCAACCUGCUAAAGUUACUUUUACUGAGAUUGAAGAUCUCAAAUGGCUGCCUGUUGAGAUGGAAUCCCUGGAUUUCAAAAUGUUCUCUCCAUUGCACUCUCAGGUUCAAUCAGAGCUUGGAUCAUCCUUUAAUGCAUUUCGAUCUGGCUCUGACAACUUGUUCAGCAACCACGAUGGCCUUCAAAUUCAGACUCAGUAUGGUACAAACUACGAAGAUGCGUUUAUGUCCGAGUUUUUGGAUUCGAUCCUUGUGAAUCCAGACGAGUUUUCCGGUACGGUAGCACCACCAGUUCAAGAACAGGUAAUACAGGCGUAUCUCGAUCCAGACAAUUGUACUGAUGUGUACGAAAGGGGAAUCACGAUUAGGGCACGGAGGAGUCCACAGUCUCAAGCUUGCAUUGGCAAUGUUUUGAUGGCUCAGGGCACGGCCCCGAGAAGAUUACUUCUCCAGAGGAAACUCGACGGGCUUGAGUCAGGGCCCGAGAAUCAUCCCCGACUUCAACAUAUCAAGAAAGAGGUUGACGACAUGGUGACAGAGAUAUCGAGAAAGGGACGUGAAAAGUACGUUAGAAGGAAUAACACCGGUUUCAUAUUCAAGAAAAUCGCGUCGAUGACGACUUGCUCGUACGGGGGAUUGCUCAAGGCGGCUGUUGUGGCGGUCGUGUUCUUGACAUCUAUCUGCGGUCCGAUGGCAGAUAUCUUCUGACGAUAUCGAUGUCCAUGUCUCGCCCUCUUCGUUGUCGUGUAUAUAGAGCUCGGCCCUGAUUCUUUUUCUUUCAUUACAACACCUUUUUUUGUUGUAUCAGCUUCAUGUAUGUAUUUAGAAAUAUGAGAGAAAGAUGAGAUGAGACAGAACCGAUCUGUUGUAAUGAACUUCAGGGUUAGUA